AUGGAUAACAUCAGUGAUACGAACAACAGAAUUGAUGCCAUCAAAUUAAAUGAUGAUAUUACAGGAGAUGUGAAUGCCUUGAUUGAUGUUGAAUUGAGUUCUUCCAUUGAUGUUGAAUCAAUUCCAGUUGGCACUAUUCGGGGUGCAACUGAAGAGAAUUCACCGAUUGGAGUUCAUGCUAGUUCUUGUAAUGCUAUGGAUGCUAGUUCUUCUAUUCCAGUUAAUCAGGACUUGUUGGGGAUUACAGUUGCUUCAAUUGAAGAAGCAUAUAAUUUAUAUAAUGAUUAUGCUUCAAGAUUGGGAUUUAGUGUUAGAAAGGGCAAGCAGUAUUACGUUCCCGGUACUCACAUUAUUAAAACAAAAAAAUUCCACUGUGCAAAGGCUGGUUUCAAGUCUAAUACAAAUAAGUCUUCAAGGUCAUAUUCAAGGGUAGACACACGAACAGGGUGUACUGCAGGUUGUCAGUUUGAUAUGGCAUCUAAUGGGCAGUUGAUUGUGACAAAACAUGUAAAGGAUCAUAACCAUGAGUUUUGCCCACCUUCGAAAAGUUAUCUUCUUCGGUCACACCGAAGUGUUGGUGCUAAUCAAUUGUCUUAUUUAAAAGACUUGAAAAGGAGUGGGGUUGCACUGUCGGAUGGCAUCCUUUUUUUGAAGCAUCAGUCUGGAGGUUCACCUUUCGUUGGAUUUACACCAAGGGAUGCAUAUAAUAGCCUACUUAUAGAUUCGAUAAAGAGCCUAGAUGGCACCGAUUCGAAUUCAUUAAUUGAGAUCUUUAGGCAGAGGCAAUUAAAUGAACCUAACUUUUUCUUUGAUUUUGAAGUGGAUGGCAAUGCAAGAUUGUGUAGUUUUUUUUGGAGGGAUGCAAGAAUGAAGGAGGAUUUUGUGUUGUUUGGUGAUUUAGUAGUACAUGACACAACGUAUCGUACUAAUAAGUACGAUAUGAUUUGUGGUCCCUUUGUUGGCAUGAAUCACCAUUGUAUGAACAUAAUGUUUGGUUGUGGGUUUUUAUUGAAUGAAAGGAUUGAAUCAUUUGUUUGGUUGUUUAAGACAUUCUUGCGAGCUAUGGAUGGUAAGUGUCCACAAACAAUCAUGACCGAUCAGUGUUCUGCUAUGUCUGCUGCAAUUUCACAAGUUUUCCCAAGUGCAAGACACAGACUUUGUAUUUGGCAUAUUCGAGAGAAUUCAAAAAAGCAUAUCAAAGGUUUAAGGAGUCAAAAAGGCUUUAUGGAGUUAUUUAAUCUUCUAUUAAAGUACACGGACACUGAAGCUGAGUUUGAAUUUUAUUGGAAUAGGAUGGUGACAGAGUAUAAGUGCCAUACAAAUGCUUGGUUAGACAAAUUGUAUGUUAUUAGGGAGAAGUGGUGUCCUGCUUUUAGUAAAGAUUACUUUUCUGGAGGUAUUUUAUCGUCCCAACGAAGUGAGACUACAAAUCAUUCAGUUUCAAGAAGGUUAUCUAAAACAUCUGGGUUGUGUGAUUUUUAUAACUCUUUUGUCAAUGUGGUUUCUGAGUGGAGAAGUAAAGAGAAUGGAGAAGAUGUCCGGUGUUCUCAAGGGUUGCCUACAAUGGCAUUGGAUCAUGUGAAGCUUCUUUUACAUGCUAGGAAUGUAUACACCAUAGAGGUAUAUUACUUGUUUGAACAACAAUAUUUGAAAGGUGCUGCAUGUCAUCAAGAGAUUGUGGCAAGCAAUGCUAAUGAGUUUAAAUAUCACAUUUGGCGCCCAGAUAUUGACAUUAUUCGACAUGAAGUUUGUUUCAAUAUGAAGGAUAUGACAAUAUGUUGUACUUGCAAGUUUUUCUCAGAGAUGGGCAUCCUUUGUUCACAUUGCUUGCGUAUUUUUAACAUUCAUUGUAUUGAAAAAAUUCCCGAGAAAUAUAUUUGUAAUAGGUGGACAAAAAAGGUGGCUGAAGACAGGAUAAUGGAUAUUGCAUCAUCUUCUAGUACUUUUACCGUUGCUUCUCCAAUUUGGGUUAUAGAAAUGGGUAGAAAAUUGCAAAGGUUGGUUCUAUCAAGUCAAGACAAUUGCAAAGCUCGACAAGUCUGUGAAGAAAUUUUUGAAGAUGGUAGAAGAAGGAUUGAAGGUGAGGUUGGUCCCAUUUGCUUUGAUGAUUUGGAAAGACCCAUGCCAAGUGGUGGUAUACAAAAUCCAGAACGAAGUGGUGUAAAAGGUGUUCGUAAUCGAAGGCCAAUUAGUACACUACAAAAAAAGUAUAACCAAGCCAGAAGUCGAAAGAAUUAUGCAAAGACGGUUGAAAAAAACACAAAGGCUGUAGUCCAAUCUUCUGUGCAGCAAGUUGUUUCUGAUAUUGUUGGUAGUGGUUAUCUUGUUCAUCCUAGUGGCAAUACUAGUUCAGAGUUGAUUUGUGUUAGGUCUAAGUCUCAAAACAAUUCAAAUGAUAAUUAG
Molecule: messenger RNA, 2403 nt
Organism: Ipomoea triloba (trilobed morning glory)
Lineage: Eukaryota; Viridiplantae; Streptophyta; Magnoliopsida; Solanales; Convolvulaceae
Product: protein FAR1-RELATED SEQUENCE 5-like
Exons: 5
Coding region: 1-2403 (800 amino acids)
Biological process (GO): regulation of DNA-templated transcription
Molecular function (GO): zinc ion binding
Source: RefSeq, a predicted model, not a curated record